Messenger RNA from Athalia rosae (coleseed sawfly), 2619 nucleotides. It is a transcript of the gene Seipin, whose product is annotated as seipin. NCBI's taxonomy places the organism in Eukaryota, Metazoa, Arthropoda, Insecta, Hymenoptera, Athaliidae. Gene Ontology annotation, cellular component: endoplasmic reticulum membrane. The transcript is spliced from 5 exons. The record is from RefSeq and is a predicted model, not a curated record. Bases 375 to 1313 code for a protein of 312 amino acids. Gene Ontology annotation, biological process: lipid storage; lipid droplet organization.
CGGUAAUUUAAGAAAACCAAACUCGACGCAUUUUGAUAUCACUUCGAUUAAAGUGCGUCGUUAACGUCAAAGUUGCACUUUGACACGGGAUAUGAGUAACACCGCCUGUGCCGCGACAGACAAAAAUGUUAAGGAAAUCGAUAAGCUGCACGUAACACGUAUAAAAAAAGUAUCCCCACGUACUUGUUUGUAUACCGAACGUAACCAAACCUGGGUUUUUAUUAUCUCGCUCGUUUGUCGCCUGCUGUAAAAUUCAGAACUGAAAAUAAAGUGCGGCAAUAAACGCGCCAGUACUACACAACAGAGAACUGGUGCUGAAGAUUCUUAUUUGUUACCAUAGUCAUCAGAAGCUACAUUAAUAAUCAUUUUAAAAAAUGGUUGUCAUAAGAUUGUUCCGUCGAUUGGGAGAUAAAUGGUUUGAUGUACAACAGAAAACUGCCGAGGGCGUACAGUCUGCACGCGAUGCAAUGUUUCGGGGUGGCGUUAUCGCCAUCACUUCUGUCGUUGUUAUAUGGAUUUCUGUUUUUCUUUAUGCAACUUUUUACUACGCCUAUAUGCCUAGCAUAUCGCACGUCAGACCUGUGCAUUUGCAAUUCAAAUCCUGCGACGAAUCCAAAGGAGUAUGUAGCUUUCCUUCGGCUCAUGUUCAGUUAACAAAAAAGCAGCAACUCUUGAUGGUCGGUCAAUCUUACAAAGUUAAUCUACACCUGGAACUACCAGAGUCUCCGGCUAACAGAGAACUUGGUAUGUUUAUGGUAUGUGCUCAAUUGAGGGACAGAGACGGAGUAUUGGUUGGAAACGCUUGUCGGUCCGCUAUGUUACAUUAUCGAAGUUCCUUGCUGCAUAUAUUAACUACUCUUAUGUUCUCGCCUAUGAUGAUAUUAGGAAGUACAGAAGAAAAACAGCACCUUGUUCUUGAGCUUUUUGCCAACUUUGAGGAAGACCAAAGUCAUCCGGUGACAGAUGUAUAUGUGGAAAUUCAGUCGCGAUAUGUUGAAUUCUACUCUGCAACUAUGAUGAUAAACGCACAUUUGUCUGGACUGCGUUAUAUCAUGUUUCAUUGGCCAGUGUUGUCUGCCAUUCUUGGGAUCAGUACCAACCUAUUUUUUAUAGCACUGAUCUGCAUACUAUCUUAUUUUCACUUCAUUGCUGACGAGGAAAUCUUAGACGAUGAUUUUAUUUAUGAAAAAUGCGAUUUGUCUUCAGAUACGUCGUCCUCAGAGGAUACAUCGAUGCUCGAAGAUAUUCCUAGACAAAGUCGUCCAGACGAUAAAUCUACCAAAACGAUCUCCAGAAUCGAAUCGAUCGGGUAAAAUAUACAGGAAUAUUAUAAGGCUGACUUCGAAAUACAAGGCAGCUUAGGUGUGGUGUCGAGCAAACGUUCAAGCUGACAAUUUAUUCGAAUUUUGAAAAUAAAUGUUUGGUUCUCAGUGCGAACCCAGCCAGUCUAUUUAAGAAAAAACUCGAACAUAGCAUCGUUGAAAGAGCAGUUCAAAUUCCGGGCAAUGUUCCUUGCAUUUUAAUUCAACCGACAAGAGUGUUAAAAUAUUUUUCGUUCACAUAUUUUCCCACUUUUUCAUCAACGCUGUUUCCUGCCAUUCCCACACGGAGCAUUGCGUCGCCAAUUUUAUUCCAAUAUUGUUAUCGUUAUUGAUAUUAUAACUGUUAUUUUUUUACUCGUGUUAGAUAUAAUUUAUUUGAAGCAGAUUGCGUGUAAUCAGAGAGCCAAAGAUUUAAAAAAAACUAUAUGGAAAAGGGGUCGAGGAGGAGGGGAGCUAUUGAAGUAGGUAUCGUUCGUUAUCAAAAUUCGAUGCAAUAAUAAACGAAACUUUAAUUUUUACAGAAUUUCUAUAAAAAUAAUAAAGUUUCUGCAUAAAAUAAUUGUUUCAUUUCACAUUCUAUUCGUUUAUUCGAAACCUGAACGUUGACUUAUAUUUAGAUUGCGUAUAAUCAAGUUUUUUUUCCCCUUCAAUUCGUUUAUUUUAGACACGUCGUUUGUUCGAAAGUAGAGAAGAAUAAAAAAAAAAAGUAAAAACCAAAAGCAAAACUUGCGACGUAGAAAUGUAUUUUAUUCAAUUUCAUUUGAAUAUAUAUGUAAUUUACUUAUGCAUAUCGUAUCUCCCGGUAUGCCUAUAACACGAACUUUAUAUUCCGUGUAAACUUGAGCCAUCGAAAUUUCAUGCUUUUACGAAACUAGCAGCAAUAAUAACAAUAUUAAUAGUAAUAACAACCGCUCCAUAGAUAUACCUAUAGGUAGAUAUUCUCGUUAGCCUGCACGUGAGAAGUAAUAGAAGGCCCCGAGGUGAUACGGUGAUAGAAUCUUUCGGCUAUUAUUUACACGAAUAUAUUGUGAGAAAAAAAUAGAAACUUUUCGUUUUUUUCCCCUUUCCCUUGCUUUGUCUUUUUCGUAUCCCUUUCUUUCCUUCUCUCAAUGAAAUGGACGAUUCAGAUUAAGGGGUACCAGAGUAAUAUGUUAUUUGGGUGCGAAGCCAGCGUCGAUAAAAGCGAGAAAACGAAAAAAAAAAGUAAAUCGAAAAUGUAUUCGUAUCGAUAAAAAAUUUGACUGCUAUUAAAUAAUUUGAAGGAAAUGAAAUCCGUGAGAAUGGGAAAAGAAGAAAA